This is a messenger RNA of Chroicocephalus ridibundus (black-headed gull), 1838 nucleotides long. RefSeq names its product beta-1,3-galactosyltransferase 9 (gene B3GALT9). Gene Ontology annotation, molecular function: hexosyltransferase activity. The record is from RefSeq and is a predicted model, not a curated record. The transcript is spliced from 2 exons. NCBI's taxonomy places the organism in Eukaryota, Metazoa, Chordata, Aves, Charadriiformes, Laridae. Gene Ontology annotation, cellular component: Golgi membrane. The coding region runs from base 1 to 1107 and encodes 368 amino acids.
AUGCAGCUGACACCCUGCAGGCUCCGGACUCACCAGUGGUGCUUCAUCCUCUUUAAUGUCUUGCUUUUCCACAUGCUGCUUUUUGGAGCAGAUUUACUGGAGGAAUACUUCCUGCGGUCAUUACCUCUUUCUUACACCGAUGCAAAGACUCUUGAAAUCAGGGAGAGGGCCAGGAAGCUGGAUAUGGAUCCUCUAAAGGCCAAUCUCUCUUACACCGUCAGCAGCGCAGCAACAUGCUCCGAUCAAGAGAUAUUUUUACUCGUUCUUGUCUGCAGUAGCCCAGAAAACAGGACAAGGCGCAACGUGAUCAGGCAGACAUGGGGCAACGUGACAGAGGCCAGCGGUUAUGCUGUCCUUACUCUGUUUGCUUUAGGAAAGGCGGCGUCAGUAACCACCCAGCUGGAGAUCAAUGAAGAGUCUCAAAAGCACAGAGACAUUAUCGAAGGCAGUUUCAUCGAUACUCCCGCGGCGCAGACACAGAAGAUGGUGAUGAGCGUGGAGUGGACGGUGACUUUCUGUCCCCAUGCAAGGUAUAUUCUUAAAGCAGAUGAAGGCCUGUUUGUCAGUAUUCCAAGUCUGGUUGGGCACUUGCUUAGCUUAACGCAGCUAGAGGACGUUUACAUGGGGAGGGUCGUUCAUCAAGUAGCGCCUGACAGAGACCCCAGAAGCCCUGGGUUUGUUCCCAUCCAUCAAUACGCAGAAGAGUUUUACCCAGAUUACUGCGAAGGGAGCGCUUUUGUCAUGUCCCAGGACGUCGCUCGCAAGGUCUACGUGGCCGCCAAGGAGGUGGCACUCUCGGUGCCCCCCGACAUCUUUGUUGGAAUCUGUGCUAAAAGAGCUGGCAUCGCUCCCAUCCACAGCUCUCGGUUCUCCGGGGAAAAGCACAUCAGCUACAAUCGAUGCUGCUAUAAAUUCAUUUUCACCUCUUCCAACAUGAAAGAGGACGAGUUAUUUAAAGACUGGAAGGAAACAAGCAAUGGCAAAGAUUGCUCCUUACUGGAAACUUACUACGGUCUGGUGUCCUGCAAGGUUUUGACCUAUAUUGAUAAGUUCAAGCAGUUUAACUUAGAUAGAAUUAAAAAUGAGGUUCUUCAUUUUGCCGAUUAACAUUUGUGGAGAAAGUCUGAAUUUUCUAUUACCAGCUCUUUUAUCCUGUUAACAUUCAGUAAUAACAAUCUCCUCUCAAAGUUAGUUCUCUUCAACAGCAAACGAAUCCUCAAUGCUGUAGUGUGUGACAGCAGCACAACUGGAUGUACUCAGCUACUAAAGUACCUACAAGCGCAUGCAAGUUUAAAAAAAAAAAAAAAAAAGAGAUUAUUCCAAGAGAUUUUGUCUGUAUCCAGUGUUUUCCACACUUUUGAAGUCCUCUACCUUAUGCCAAAACUCCCACAUUUUUCAUCUGAGCAAGGCAUCACCUAUUUCCAAAGUAUUUUGGAACAAAGCGGAAUCUUUCCGUCCACAAAAGGGAGCUGCUUCUGAGCAGCCCGUUUUACAGUACCAGUGAAACCAGGGAGCAGCUUAGAGUGGGAACAGCCAUUGAACCAUCGCAGGAAUCGCUUCAGUAAACAGACCAGGGAGAUUCUAGGCAAGAAAUCCAACCUACCUGUUAAAGAAUCUUGUAUUUCUGUCAGUCACGAUAUCAGAGAAACACUAACACAAGCACCUCAACGCCACAACAUGCUGGAGAACCGCAUCAGCAACCCGCUCAGAACAAACUCACCAGCACACUGCUAACACCAGCCUUAUUCACAAGGUAAAAACUCCCCAAAUUGGUAACCAGCCACAGAACACAAGCCCAGCUGUGCCUACACCCUCUGGAUUAACUCAACCACAUCAGC